Molecule: messenger RNA, 1011 nt
Organism: Jaculus jaculus (lesser Egyptian jerboa)
Lineage: Eukaryota; Metazoa; Chordata; Mammalia; Rodentia; Dipodidae
Gene: Cidea
Product: cell death inducing DFFA like effector a
Exons: 5
Coding region: 46-702 (218 amino acids)
Biological process (GO): lipid storage; regulation of apoptotic process; apoptotic process
Cellular component (GO): lipid droplet
Source: RefSeq, a predicted model, not a curated record
GCUUUAAGAGGCUGCGCGACCCCGCCGAUCGGGAAGACCCGCGCGAUGGAGACCGCCAGGGACUACGCCGGAGCCUUCUUCAGGCCCCUGACACUCGUGGGAUCACAAACUAAGAGGGUUCUGCUGGCACCUCUCACACACUCAGCUCGCCCCUUCCGGGUCUCGAACCAUGACCGAAGCAGCCGGCGCGGGGUGAUGGCCAGCAGCCUGCAGGAGCUCAUCAGCAAGACUCUGGAUCUUCUGGUCAUCACGGCUGGACUAGUCACGCUCGUGCUGGAGGAGGAUGGCACUGUGGUGGACACAGAAGAGUUCUUUCAGUCCUUAGGGGACAACACUCAUUUCAUGAUCCUGGAAAAGGGACAGAAGUGGACACCGGGGAGCAAGUACGUUCCAGUCUGCAAGCAGCCCAAGAAAUCAGGAAUAGCCAGAGUCACCUUCGACCUGUACAGGCUGAAUCCCAAGGACUUCCUCGGCUGCCUCAACGUCAAGGCCACCAUGUAUGAGAUGUACUCGGUGUCCUAUGAUAUCCGAUGCACGUCAGUCAAGGCCAUGCUGAGGAGUCUGCUGCGGUUUCUGUCUUACGCCGCCCAGGUGACGGGACAGUUCCUCAUCUACAUGGGCUCGUACAUGCUCCGAGCGCUGGGCGACACCGAGGAGCGGCUGCCCCCUCCCAAGCUGCCCGCCAAGGGCUGGUUCAUGUAGCCGGGCUCACUGCCACCAGAGGGCUCUUGGCCCAGACACACGGCCCGUGUUAUUCACUACUUGCUUUUGCAGGCCGUGGGUUCACUUGUGCCCAAAAGGGACUCGAGGGGAAGGAGAAAAGGCUGGUGGCACUGAGUGGAACUCUGAGCAGCAGCAAGGUGGCCUGGUGGGGGAAGGAGCUGCAGAGAGGCUUCAGGGAUUUUGGGGACCAAACAGCAGGUGUGUCUGGGAGCAGCAUGCAUGCACGCGAGACCCUUCGGGUCCUCUCCUACCGCAAUAAAUUGAUCACAAGAAUCACCGCAGUAGUAA